Messenger RNA from Pogona vitticeps (central bearded dragon), 3863 nucleotides. Lineage: Eukaryota; Metazoa; Chordata; Lepidosauria; Squamata; Agamidae. The record is from RefSeq and is a predicted model, not a curated record.
GGAAAGGGGGGGUCAAGGAGAGGCCUAGUGAGUCUCAAGGCACGUCACAAGAUGGUGCCUGGAGGUUGGAGUCGGGGCGCUGCUGAUCAUGGCGGGGGGGGAUGUGUGCCACUUCCCACCCCACCUCUGGCCGCCCCUUCCUCCCUCCCUUUCCUCCCUAGGAGGACACUUGCAACCUCCAAGAAAUAAAAGCGCAAAGCUGGCUAGGAAGGCUGGAAUCGGUGGGGAGGGGGCUUGUGGGGCUAACCCCCUCCUCCGCCCAAUACAGGAAUCCAUCCAUCUGUCAGUAACUUGGGGGCCGUUGCUGGGGGAAUGGGGUCGGCCGGUUUCUAAAGGCCAGGAGUGUGGGAGGCCAUGGACACAAAAUGGCACCCUGUUGAACUUCUUCAUCUUCCCAAUAUUGCUGCUUUCCUCAAGAAAGAAAGAAAGAAGGAAGGAAAAUGAGCCUGUCUUAUGUGCUUAUGGGACAAUUAUGACUCCCAAGGUGCAAGAAAAAGGAGCCCUUCUUGUGUGACUCAAGCCCAGAAAGCAUAGAUGGGAAUUCCCUUUCUUUUUCUUUCUUUUGGCACAUCCAUAUAACUCAAAGAGUUGUCAAACCCCCCAAUCUUUCCACUGUGUCUUUCUUUUUCUUCUAGAGGAGAUCCAGAAGUUUAACCUGUAUUAGAGAAUUUGUGGGAAAACUCAGUAUUAGCAGGUUGUUUGGAAGCGGGGCCCAGUUUCGGAAGAAACCAGGGAAUGUGGUGGAAUUCUUAAGAGAAAGCUACAUAAGAACAUAUGGGCUCUCUCUUUAGGCUUGGAUGGGUGGGAAGGCAGGAAGCGUGUAGGCUGUAUUAAGAAAAGCCAAGGGAUUAUUUCGUUAGCCUUCUACAAACUGUUCUUGAGAUGAGUGGAACUACAGAGCCCAUCAUGUCUAGAAGAGGCUAAGGAAACCAUGAUGGAAAAUACUGUCCCCCACACUUUUAGAGUGGUCGUUUGACCAGAUAGGCGGGAUAUAAAGUAAAUAAAUAAAUACUAGGGUAAUGGCUGAUUUGCAGUGGCAUGUAUGUAUGACCUUCCUGAUCACAGUCUUGUAAACAAAUGAGGAAGUUGAAAUAGUGUGUUUUGUUUCCUUAUUAAGGAGGCUAUCACGAUGCCUUUCAGACGAAUUUGAGAGAGUAGGAGUAGAUUGUUCAGAAUGUAGAUUCCCAACCUGCCUGUUGGCCUUGGUUGCUGGGGUGUCUGGGAGUUUAACUAGGAGCAGAGUUUGAGAUUGAGUGCUGGUGUUUUCGUGUGAACUAGGAGUAUGAGUUUCCUGCCUCUUUUCAGGCUGCAGGCUGCUUUGAGGACAGACAGAGGUAUGUAUUUGAAUAAAUAAGACAGGGUAAUUGAGGUCACAAUUACAUGAAUUGGGGGUCAGUUGAUUUGAUGAAGGAGGGAAUGAGUGCUACAGUGGUGUGGUGCUCCUCUUGAAGGCUUGCCAAAAGCUAUAUGAGGCUGUGAUCAACUUCUUUGCCCGCUAGAAGCCCUUCUCUAUUAGCAGCUCCUGUGUCUCGGGGUGGAGGGGAGCCCACCCCAUUUGGGCCAGCCAUGGAUCCGGCGUUCCCCAAUCCAUCCCAGGACCCAACCCAAGAAGACGGCAUGGCGGCAGAUGACUUUGACAUUGUGAUUGAGGCCAUGCUGGAAGCCCCAUACAAGAAAGAAGAGGCCCAGCCAGGACCCUCGAAGCCACCCGUCGAUCCCCCCACAGCACAGCCACCUCAGGAGGAGCAAGGAAAGGAAGCAAAGAAAGAGACUGCCCCCAGCAGCAGCGGGGAAAGCAGCAGCAAAAAGAAGAGGAGCAAAAGUCGUAGCAGGAGCCGUGACCACAGACACAGCCGCAGUCGGGACCGGGACCGCCAUCGCCGGCGCAGCCGGGACCGCCGCAGUCGCCAUCGGAGCCGCAGCCGCCAUCGGAGCCGCAGCCGGGACCGGAGACGAGGAGGCAGCAGGUCCCGCAGCAGAGAGCGCCGGCGGGAGGAAAGAAUGCGCUACCGCAGCCCCCCUCCUCCUGGGCGGCGAUUCGGACACAGCAAGAGUCCCCUCUACCGAGAGAAGAGUCCCCUCCGGGAACCUUUGGGCAGCCUUAGCCCAGAGGAGCGUGAUGCCCGCACGGUGUUUUGCAUGCAGCUGGCCGCCCGCAUUCGCCCCCGGGACCUCGAGGACUUUUUCUCUGCCGUUGGCAAGGUCCGUGACGUGAGGAUCAUCUCCGAUCGGAACUCCCGGCGCUCCAAGGGCAUUGCCUACGUGGAGUUCUGCGAGAUCCAGUCCGUACCCUUGGCCAUCGGGCUGACGGGGCAGCGCCUCCUGGGUGUCCCCAUCAUCGUGCAGGCGUCCCAGGCGGAGAAAAACCGGUUGGCUGCCAUGGCGAACAACCUUCAGAAAGGCAGCGGGGGCCCCAUGCGGCUCUACGUCGGCUCCCUCCACUGCAACAUCACCAAAGAGAUGCUGCGUGGGAUCUUUGAGCCCUUUGGAAAGAUUGACAGCAUCGUGCUGAUGCGUGACCAGGACACCGGGCAGUCCAAGGGUUAUGGCUUCAUCACUUUUGCAGAAGCCGAGUGUGCCCGCCGUGCCCUGGAGCAGCUGAAUGGUUUCGAGUUGGCCGGCCGACCCAUGCGGGUGGGGCAGGUCACCGAACGCCUGGAUGGCACCACGGACAUCACGUUCCCCGACGGUGCUGACGAGCCAGACCGGUCAGCCCUGAAUCUGGGCACCACUGGCUCCCAGCUGCAGCUUAUGGCCAAACUGGCAGAAGCAGGUUCUGCGAUUCCUCUCUCGACUACAGCAGCAGCUCAGGCUGCUUUGCAGCUCAACGGAGCAAUACCCCUGGGGGCGCUGAACCCGGCUGCCCUGACAGCUCUCAGCCCAGCACUGAACCUGGCUUCACAGACGUUGGCUUCUCAGUGCUUCCAGCUCACGGGCCUCUUCACCCCCCAAACAAUGUAACGCCACCUGGUUUCCCCCCCUGUCCUCCCUCUCCCACGGAGCCAGGAGGGGAAUGAUCAUCUCCACACCAUCACCUCACCGCCCCCACUGGAAAGGAGGCAGGGGGGAUGAACUCUGAAGGAAACCCUCCGCCUGCUUGGAGAGGGACCUUCUUUAACACGAACUGAUUUUAUUCUGAUUUCCCUCCCACCAUAUACUGGGAGGAGGGGCUGUGUUCUGUCUCUUGGUUCUAGAAUCAUAAUUGGACGGGGGGGUGUAUUGAGCUUGAGAAAGACUGGGGGACCCAUUUCCCCCUGAACGUGGGGUUGCAGCGUCUCUUGUCUCUCUUUUCUUUCUCUCUUUAUUUUUUUCCUUCUGGCAGAGGCCACAUAGGGCCAGCAUGCCGGGAUGUACAUUUGCCAUUCCUUUGUCCCACCCUCUGCUCUCCGACGGUGUGUUGUGGGUAUAUUUGCUAGACAGCUUUCCGAAGUGGCUCUUGGCAGGUGCCGUAUGUAUGUUUUGUACAUAGAAGGGAGAGCGGUGAACCAGCUUUUGGGUGGGAGGCCUGGUCCCGAGGGGAUGCCCCUCCCCCUCCUCCCCAGCCGUGUUUUAUUCUCUCUCCCUCUUCCCGCCCCCAAAGUCUGUAAAGAGGUUGCAUACAAUGUGGGAAUGUCGUCCCCUGCCUCCCUCCCCUCUCCACGCCCAUCCCUUUUUUUCUCAAGUCUGCAUCCUCUUCUUGGUGUUCCCAUUUUCUGCUGCGCCUUCCCUUGGCGUCCCUCAGAUCACCUCUUCCCCCCCCCUUCCAUUCCUCACCGUCAAAGGUGUAUUUGGGUUUUAUUUCUUUUUAUCUCUUUUGGGUUUUAUUUUAUUUUCCCCUUUUUUUGCUUAUAAAUGAAUAAUAAAAGUCACCAAAUGUAAUUGGG